Messenger RNA from Myodes glareolus (Bank vole), 4726 nucleotides. RefSeq names its product homeobox C6 (gene Hoxc6). Gene Ontology annotation, molecular function: DNA-binding transcription factor activity, RNA polymerase II-specific; RNA polymerase II cis-regulatory region sequence-specific DNA binding. Lineage: Eukaryota; Metazoa; Chordata; Mammalia; Rodentia; Cricetidae. Gene Ontology annotation, cellular component: nucleus. Gene Ontology annotation, biological process: regulation of transcription by RNA polymerase II; anterior/posterior pattern specification. The record is from RefSeq and is a predicted model, not a curated record.
GCUGCACUGCAGUUUUAAUAAAACAUCUGUUCUUGCUUCUGCUGAUGAGCUUCCAUAAUUAUUUUCAGACAAAUUUAACAGGAAAAUAUAAAUAUAUUUAGAAAAACUCAAGCCCCGGCCCCUCCCCCAUAGACAGCCAGUCUUUCGCAAAGGGAGGAGAGAGAGCACAAGAUGGGAAAAGGAAAAACUAUUACCCAGUGGAAGGAAGAUCAACUCAUCUGAUUUGCUCUCCCCCUUGGACUGAAUCCUCCGAGUAAAUUUCAGUAGCAUAAUUAAAGGUCUAACUAAAAGAAAUGGGAUCUUUUCCUCCUUUAGGAAUAGAGAGGAAUGCAGGAGAGUGUUUUGGGAGUUAAUUUACCCCAAAGUCUUUAGAUAAUGGGAAGAUAUUUGUGUUUCUGCCUUCCCUGGUCUCCCCUUUCCAGCAUUUCUUCCCCCCCCCCCUCGCCCCAGGCAGCUGGUUUCUGUUCAUUAUAAAUCGGCGAGACCUUUCAGUCUCUGCCUCUGUUUUGGGACGUAAUAAAACACUUAACUUUUCCGGGCCUGAGACUUUACACUCUGCUCCUCGGGUCGCCCACCCCUGAGCCUACCACCUUUAGGCCCCAAAAGAGAAUCUCCCCAACUUUGGGGCCCCUUUCAUCUCUGGAUAUGAUUGAGGGGGCUCUAGGAAACUCAGGCAACACUGUAGCAAUGCUUCCCCCAAAGUCCCUUCUUUCUUUUAAGGUCACCCCUUCCCCCAACACAUCCAUAAAAGAGAUUUAAAAAUACACAAAAAUCCACACUCAUGGAAAACAAAACUUCAUUAAGACAUCCUAUCUUCCAUCAUUCAAUUUGUUUUACAUUGCAACAAUUUAAUAUCUUGAAGGAAGUACCACUGACAUGAUUUAUCCCUCUAGCGAUUUCAUUCUGAAAUAGGGGGAAAUUUACUCUUUUUUGCUGUGGCUUCUACUUGUUACACCGCUACCCUCAGGGCAGACAGGAGGCAGGGAACUUUGAAAAGAGGCUACUGGUGUCCAGGGGUGAACUGACUUGUUUCCUAGCUAAGCCCCAGGGUACCCUCCCCUCAGUUAGCUCUUUCCCUACCUCUUGCCCUCCAGGGGGACUGGAGACUCAGCCAGCUGUUGGAAACCUCUGCCCAGACAUGCCAUGAAUUCAAGUACAGAUGAAUUAGAAAGCAAAAAGCAACACACUACUGUCUGUGUUUGGGGGAGCAACUGCUAUGCUCCCCCAGAUGAGAUAACUUUUAAAAACUCUCUCUGCCUCCUCCUCUGCCUUCUUCAUCUUGGAAAGAAAAUAGUAUAGUCCAAGGGAUAGAACCUUCCAUAAUUACAGGGAUUUUUCUUCUACUCUCCUAAGUUCCAGCCAGUUUCCCUCCUUUCCAAAGGCAGAGGCUGGAUUUUUAAAAAAGCCAACACAAAUUGUCUGGCAGGAAGACUCCUCAACUCCCCAAAAAGCCUCAUGUAUUUAACUAACACUUUGUCUGCACUAGUUCCUACACACUGUCUGUUUUUGGGUUCUAAACUUUAUCCCCCCCACCUCGUGACACUCCAGGGAAACCUUAACAUUACAGAAGAUGAAGAAACGAGUUUUUUCCCCAGCAUAGUCCCGUUUAUGGCUUUAUUGCUACCCAUUGAUUACUCCGCUUUGUUACACAGAAGGAAAAGAUCAUAAAACCCAGCGACAUCCGGGUUCUUGUUAUAGUCAGUCUCAAAAAAAAAAAAAAAAAGAGUGAGGGGGAAACCAUGAGUUUUUGCUGCUUCCUUCCUGUGCCUUGCCAGCCUUCCUUUGUCAGCUCCAAGUAUUUCCAGCCUAUGUCGAUAUCAAAUGCAGUUUGGAUUAGCUAGAGGGAAACCCCAGCUGCACACCUUCUGCUGUUUUGGUUCACUUGCUGUACCUUCCUGAAGCCCUACAAACUGCUCUGUUCUAAUCUUCUCCUCCCUUUUCUCAGCCUCAAGGUGGGGAGGAAAAUGGAGGGAAGGGCUUCUGAGCACCUAGAGGUGACUCCAGAUUCCCCAGGAGUCCUUUCCCAGGGUCUCAGAGCUUAGGUCCAGGGCUCCACUCCUGAAUCCAGAGCAGAUAGGGUCUUGUGACCUGGGCAGUGGCUGGAGGGCUGGAGCCUGUUGGAAGGUCCCUUCCUCAUUCAGGCUGCAUAGUAUUUGAACUAUCCCACUGGCCUGAGCUGGUUCCAAAUCAUAAAUUCUCACCAACAUAAACAGGAGUUGAUGUGUUGAUGUCUUUAGAAAGAAUCUCAGAGGUUCUCUCUCUCUCUCUCUCUCUCUCUCUCUCUCUCUCUCUCUCUGUGUGUGUUUGUGUGUGUGUGUCUUAAUGUAUUAUUAUACAUGUUUUCUUUUAAGUUAAAAUGUUGUAGGAGUUUCCACAAAAAAGGGUUCUGGGGAGGAGCAGUAGGCUGGGAGGCAGAAGAGAGUAGUUACUUACUUCAGGACCCCACUGUACCCUGUGGUCUCACCCUUCAGAUGGACUUGUCACCCUUCAGAUGGACAUAUCCCCUAACCCAAGACUCAGCGACACUAUCUUCCUCUGUGUACCAUGUUUCAGGAAAUCUCCCUUCCCUUUUGAUUUUUUUAAUUAUUGGAAAAAUAUGCUAGUGAUGGGGGCUUCAUGAGUGGCAAGCUAGAAUGUCUUGUAGAAUUUCUGGGAACUUCCUCCCACUGCGAAGGAUCUCCUCAGAUGAAGCAACCAGGAUGUAAUGUUAGAAAAGGGGCAAAUACAAAAGAUGAAAUCGAACUGAAAACACAAGGAUUUCUCUCUGUGCAUUUGGCCACAGCACAAAAAGUUAGCUGGGGCAGAGAGAUUUCCUGUGACUGGAUCUUUCCUUCCGCAGGGCACAGGCCCUGCUCAUGGCCCUGCACCCCAUCACCACCAGUUCCCUUACAUAUAUAUAUAUUCUUAAAGGAAAUCCAAGUCUUACUUUCAAAGCACACACUUAGUCUCAACUAGGGAAUCAACAGAAGCAGAAGCGAUUUUUUUCCCCCUUCUUGACAUCUUGCUUGCGAUUGGCUAGAAGGGGGUCAGCUGACUUUGUCAUUUUGUCUGUCCUGGAUUGGAGCCGUCCCUAUAACCAUCUAGUUCCGAGUACAAACUGGAGACAGAAAUAAAUAUUAAAGAAAUCAUAGCCCGACCAGGUAAAGGCAAAGGGAUGAAUUCCUACUUCACUAACCCUUCCUUAUCCUGCCACCUCGCCGGGGGCCAGGACGUCCUCCCCAACGUCGCCCUCAAUUCCACCGCCUAUGAUCCAGUGAGGCAUUUCUCGACCUACGGAGCAGCUGUAGCUCAGAACCGGAUCUACUCGACUCCCUUCUAUUCGCCACAGGAGAAUGUCGUGUUCAGUUCCAGCCGGGGGCCGUAUGACUAUGGAUCUAAUUCCUUUUACCAGGAGAAAGACAUGCUUUCAAACUGCAGACAAAACACCUUAGGACAUAACACACAGACCUCAAUGGCUCAGGAUUUUAGUUCUGAGCAGGGCAGGACUGCGCCCCAGGACCAGAAAGCCAGUAUCCAGAUUUACCCCUGGAUGCAGCGAAUGAAUUCGCACAGUGGGGUCGGUUACGGAGCAGACCGGAGGCGCGGCCGCCAGAUCUACUCCCGGUACCAGACCCUGGAACUGGAGAAGGAAUUUCACUUCAACCGCUACCUAACUCGGCGCCGGCGCAUCGAGAUCGCCAAUGCUCUGUGUCUGACCGAGCGACAGAUCAAAAUCUGGUUCCAGAACCGCCGGAUGAAGUGGAAAAAAGAAUCUAAUCUCACAUCCACGCUUUCGGGGGCCGGCGGAGGGGCAGCCGCCGACAGCCUGGGCGGGAAAGAGGAAAAGCGGGAGGACACAGAAGAGGAGAAGCAGAAAGAGUGACCAGGAUCCUGCACCCCUCUCUCCUCCCUUGCUCCUCCCAGCUCCCCAAGUCACAUACUCUGUAUUUAUCACUGGCACAAUUGAUGUGUUGUGACUUCCUAAAAGAAAAUAGGGAGUCAGACGUGGACCUGCAAGUCAGCUCUGGACCCCCUCCCGCACUGCACAACUCUUCACAGGCCUCCUCCUCUAGUUCCCCUCGCUAGCUUAUCUGCAGGGCCCCAUCCCUUGCCCAGGCCUUGGGGACACUGUCCCUGAACCACGCUUCAGACUCUUCUGACGUCCCUCCAAUUGAGCCCGAGGCUCUCUCCCCACCUCGAGGCCCUGAACUCUCGCCCCCGCGCAGAUAGCCGGCUCCUGGGCCUGGGGCCUCUACUCCAGGGCCUCAGGGCCCGGCCUGGCAGCCGGAGGGCGGGAGGCCUCAGGAGGGCGCGCUUUGCCCCUACAACAUCCCCCACCUCCACCCCGGGCUUCUCCCCAGUUCCUGCACAGCCCCUCUGCCCCAGCAAAUGCCCAGUCCAGGCAAAUUGUAUUUAAAGAUUCCUGGGGGUCAUUAUGGCAUAUUACGAACUGUGACCGUUUCUGUGUGAAUAUUUCUAGCUGUAUUUGUGGUCUCUGUAUUUAUAUUUAUGUUUAGUACCGUCAGUGUUCCGAUUUCAUUUUUAAAAGGAUUAAAAAAAAGAGGGAAAAUAGCAAAAAGAGAAAAAAAAGUGAAUGACGUUUGUUUAGCCAGUAGGAGAAAAGAAAGAAAGAAAGAAAGAAAGAAAGAAAGAAAGAAAGAAACCCCCUCGUGUUAUCCUUCUGUAUAAAUCCGACCUCUGGAUCCGUUCUCGAAUAUUUAAUAAAAUUGAUAUUAUUUUUAAAAGU